UUCGACUCCGGCUGCGAACCGUUUUCCCUGUGUCGUCAGUUCCGUGAACGUAGCGUACCCUCGGUGGAAAAAUAAGGUAGAGGAUUAGAAGGACGGGAUCCUCUGCUUAGUCGAUGCCAGUCGGUUCCCCUGGUCAUGUAAAAAUAUCCAUGAGCGAGAGCACACGAUCGUUGCGUGGUAUUUCUUCAUUUGGAUUGGAUAUUUGGAAUUGAUCACGUCUAAGGAAGGCACUAAGUGGGAUGCACUUAGCCUGUUAUUAGCUUGCAGCGGUAGCCAUCCGAACACCUUACACCAGGACCAAGACCAACCCCUCGGUCUACGAUGACAGACGGCAUCAUGAGCAAGGCAGCCACCAUGGAGAUCCCCAUCAACAGCAACGGAGACACGGGGACGUUACCCGAGGAUGACAGCCUUGAACAGGCUGCUAAGCUCCAGUGGAGCUUAGAUGAGAAGGUAGGAUACUCCAGAGACACCAGGGACCUGCAGCAGGUCAUGGUGUCGGGGCCCAAUCUCAAUGAAACCAGCAUCGUUUCCGGGGGUUAUGGCGGUACAGCCGAGGGCAUCAUUCCCACCAGCUCCAUCAAAGACCUGCGUAUGAAGUCCAGGCGUGGUAGUGUGCCACCGAGCUACGCCACUGCGCGACACUUAGCGCACCAAUCAUAUGAAUACCAAGGCUCUGGGGGAUCCAACAUCAACCACAGCGCAAGCAGCUCGUCGCUGGCAGACGACGCCAACCGCGGCGUGGCCGUGGAGAAACUGGAGUACGUCAAGAAAUGGGGCCUCAACACCUACAAGUGCACCAAGCAGAUGAUCUCGGAGCGCUUCGGGCGGGGCUCGCGUACCGUGGACCUGGAGCUGGAGGCGCAGAUCGAGGUGCUGCGGGACACCAAGAGGAAGUACGAGAACAUGCUGCGGCUGGCCCGGGCGCUGACCAACCACUUCUACAGCAUGGUGCAGACGCAGCACGCGCUGGGAGACACCUUCGCCGACCUCAGCCAGAAGUCCCCGGAGCUGCGGGACGAGUUUGGCUACAACGCGGAGACCCAGAAGCUGCUGUGCAAGAACGGGGAGACUCUCCUGGGGGCGGUCAACUUCUUCGUGUCCAGCAUCAACACGCUGGUCAACAAGACCAUGGAGGACACCCUGCAGACCAUCAAGCUGUACGAGAACGCCAGGCUGGAGUUCGACGCGUAUCGGGCUGACCUGGAGGAGCUGAGCCUGGGCCCGCGGGACGCCGUGACCAUGGCCCGCAUCGACGCCGCCCAGCUGCAGUUCCAGGUCCACAAGGACAAGUACGAGCAGCUGCGCGCCGACGUCACCAUCAAACUCAAGUUCCUGGAGGAGAACAAGGUCAAGGUGAUGCACAAGCAGCUCCUCCUCUUCCACAACGCCAUCUCCGCCUAUUUCGCCGGCAACCAGCAGCAGCUGGAGCAGACGCUGCAGCAGUUCAACAUCAAGCUGAAGCCCCCCGGAUCCGACAAGCCCUCCUGGCUGGAGGAGCAGUGAGGUGGGGGGCGGAGGAGAGACCCCGCCCAACUCCCCUCCCCACCUCCCCCACCCCACUCUCCCGUCACUUGCUCCUUAUAGUCACCCGACUGCCCUCCUCCUCCUCCUCCUCCUCCUCCUCCUCCUCCUCCUCCUCCUCCUCCUCCUCCUCCUCCUCCUCUUCCUCACUGUGGAGCACAGAGGAGAGCUGGGCCCUGGGGACAUAAUGGCAGGCCUGACAGGUGCAUAUAGGAUGCACGCAGACGGCCCUGCGGACAGGACGUGAAGGUGGCAGGAUAGAUGUAACUACACAUAUAUAUAUAUAUAACGAACGGGCGCAAGGAAGCCCUCCCAGCCCUGUUUCUAGGACCGAAUCCCGUGGUUUUGAGUGCCUCUCUUCCCUCCUCCUUUCUCCGCUCACUCCAUCGCCUCUCUGUCUCUCCCCCCCCCCCCCACACCCUAAUUGCCUGGUCUUAUUUGUUCCGUUGGAAAAGCCCCUCAGCACUCACUCUUCACAUUCCAGUCUGUUUUUGUCCAUCCUAUUCAUCCAUCCCCCCCCCCCCCAUCCAAGUUCUGUCAUUGUUGUUUCGGGCCUUUUGUGAUGAUCACAUCCCCCUGCUACUGCUGGAAACAUAUCCCUGAAGCCAAAACAAGGCGAGCCAUUCAUCCACCUAGACAUAUUUCUGGUCGGACACUCAGAAGGGCCCUCAAACAUAUCCCCCCCCCCCCCCCCCCCCACACACACACACACACACACACACACACACACACGCCGCAUGGCAUCAGAACUCUCGUCCUGGCGUUCUCGUCCUCUUGUGCCUCCCUGUGCGGAGCGUGGAAGGAUUCGUACGACGAGGAAAGAAGCACUACUUUUGAUUUCUGCCUGCAGACACCGAAGAGGAAAUAUUUUCCAUAAAACAGAACCUUGAGACCUUUCAAACGAAGAAGAAGAAGAAGUGUGUACAGCUCGGGUCAAGUGCUGUUUUUACGUGGAAAAGAAAAAGGGUUGAUGUUAUUGUUUGCGAACGGACACACACACGGCAGUGGUGUUGUCGAGCCCCGCUUCUCCUCAGUUUUGAACGUCAUCUUUUUUUAUAUUUGCCGGGGUAACUUUCAGUACCACGGGGCUGCGUCCUGUGCUUCAGAACGUGGUACCAAUGUAUGCUGACAACUACCUGUGCUCUAGUGCGGUGAUGUGAUGAUGACACUACGGGCUUGUAAAUGACAACAGUAAUCGUAUGCGCAAAUCCAUUUACUAACUGCUGCCACACAGUUCCCAAACUUUCACAGUUUGGGAGUGUUCUGCAUAAUAUAUUUUUCUUUUUUUUCCUUUUAAUAUUAUUUCCCAAAUUUGUUGAGAAUGACUUGAUCGAGCAGUAUAGCUGGUAACAAACACCAGCAUCUGAUCAGUCAGUUCCAAAGAAUAACUGUAUACCCGAAUCAGAGUAUGGCAAUAGCACCAUCUCUGGUGAAACAAGUUAUUGUGGACAUUCUGGAUGAACCCAAACGAUGUAAUGUAAUAUAUAUAUGAUGGAAAGGAACUUGUAGGAAACUGAAAAUCAUAACAUGUUUAGGUGCCCGUCCUGUGGCUUUAGUUUAGAGUUCAGACCUUUGUUUGAGACAAAACAAUCUGCAUAUUGCAUAUUCUAACUUCAUUACAAUACAACUUAGUUGUUAGGGAUUUACGGCAGUGUGCUCAUGACAGCAAUCACAGCAUAAGUCAAGACGCAUACAUAGACACAAGACACUAACAUAAAGAAACACCUAACACAUAACCCUGACAUCGACCAUUGACCAUUACUUCAUGGAUGUAAGAUAUUGAUAGUCCAAGAGGAAAGUCUAGGUAGAAAGCCUAAUGUAAAGGAAGUUAUCACACAUUGUAAAACAGCAUACGUUUCUAUGCAUGGAAAUUUCAUGGAUUUAGAAAAUGUAUUAAAUCAAAAAAUCCUGUUUCUGGUUCAUGCAGGAUAGUUUGGUGAUUAGGGAUACAUGGUGUUAAGCCAUAAUUAUUUAUCAUUCAUCAUAGUUAAUUAAUUAAUAGACAAGCUACCUUAACAUUUGUGUCCACAGUAUAAAAGUGAUAGGGGAAUUUAAACUAUUAUGAAAAUGUAGUCCAAAGGGUUAAAAAUUAUGAAUUAUCUUUGAACUACCUAGAAGCCCUGUUUUAAGGGGUUGUCUACAAAUUCAGAAGCAAAUAUAGGACUCUAUUUUAUUGUACUUUCAAUGUUUGUGUUUUACUUAUAGCUUUCAGCUGUUAUGUCUCAGUGACAACUUCUUUUCCCGUGUCUUAUAUUUGACAAGCAAGAGCUGUUGUCCAGAUAAACAUACUAAAGCGUAGUUACCUUCAACACAGCUAUGAUAGGCAGGCUAUUGUUGCUAAUUGUAAUAUUUUUCUAUUGUUAUUAUUGGGACUUCAGAGUUCUGAUUCAGAACACUAAUAACUCGUGGACGGUUCGUUUGCUGUGUUGCUCCUCCGCUACAAUCUCCUCAUGCACACUCGGAUGACAGUGAAGAGAUCUCAAAUGAUACCACUGGAGUGUGUGUUUACCAAAAUAUGUUUGUAUUUUCCCCCUUUAUCAUUAUAUUUCAUCAGAGUUAAAUCAAAAUGGUGUCCGGGGCUAAUUUCUGCAUUUAAAAUGUUGCAGUAAAACCGGUGUAACGAACAUUAACUGUGCAUUCAUAGGUAGACUAGGGUACCGUUUAGUCUAGUAUUUGCCAAGUAUAAUAAACGUCUCUCGAGUUGAUGGUUCAACCCAGCCUGUGGAGCUAUAUAUCACACGGUAGACUUUCAACUGCCCUGCAUCGAUGCACGACAGUGACCACGCUCCUCCGGCCGGUCUCGUGUUUAUUUGCAUGCAGGCCGUGAUAACACCAAGUAUAGAGUUUUGUAUGGUCAAAAACGGACGCGGCGUUCUGCCAAGUGUGCAUGGACGCAGAGGGCCCUGCCGCCCUGCUUUUGACUUUCGGUUUUACGUUGAAUGUAAAAGAAGAAAAGACUGGAACAAAAACUGUUUUCAGUUAAUUUCCCAUUACGACACACACAUUAACGUGUGUGUCUCCUGAGGGGAAGACGUGCUGGCUCCUUGCUAGCUCCUUGCUAGCUCCCUUGUAAAUGCUGACGUUAUUGCAAUGUACACCUUACACGGCUCAUACGGCUCAUGUGAAGUCUAGUUGUCGACGGCCCCACCCCCCCAGGCCUGUAUAACUUGUGUACUUGUACACAGCAAUAUUUAUUGGAUAAAAUUGUGUUUAUUCUCCUCUCACCACCACACAUUCUCCAAUGUCACCCCCCCCCCCCCCCUCCUCAAAAUGUCCGAAGGAAACGGCCAGAAUCAGAACCCUUAUCAAUUUUAAAAUGUUGCCUAUGAAAACAUGUAUAUUAUGGAAAUAUGGAACUCUUAAAGUGAGGUUUUAUCUGUGGACAAUCAAUAUUUUCUAUUCUAUAGUAACGUAUGGAUGACUGUACAUAAUGGUGUUUCAGAUGAAAAAGAUGAAAGUCGCGUAUCAUGGAUCGAUGUGAGUUUUUUGCCUUUAUUCCACUGAAACCUGACUCUUCCCAAAGGAAAACAAAUAAAGUACAUGUUUUAAAAUC
Molecule: messenger RNA, 5077 nt
Organism: Gadus morhua (Atlantic cod)
Lineage: Eukaryota; Metazoa; Chordata; Actinopteri; Gadiformes; Gadidae
Gene: arfip2b
Product: ADP-ribosylation factor interacting protein 2b
Exons: 10
Coding region: 322-1506 (394 amino acids)
Biological process (GO): intracellular protein transport; regulation of Arp2/3 complex-mediated actin nucleation
Cellular component (GO): trans-Golgi network membrane
Molecular function (GO): protein domain specific binding; phospholipid binding
Source: RefSeq, a predicted model, not a curated record